Glycine soja is the source of this 1093-nucleotide messenger RNA. RefSeq names its product rho GDP-dissociation inhibitor 1-like. Gene Ontology annotation, molecular function: Rho GDP-dissociation inhibitor activity; protein binding. Gene Ontology annotation, biological process: Rho protein signal transduction. The record is from RefSeq and is a predicted model, not a curated record. The coding region runs from base 186 to 887 and encodes 233 amino acids. The transcript has 5 exons. Gene Ontology annotation, cellular component: membrane; cytosol; cytoplasm. Lineage: Eukaryota; Viridiplantae; Streptophyta; Magnoliopsida; Fabales; Fabaceae.
GUUUCACUAAUCCCUUCAAAACAUUAUUAUUGCAUUGUUUCCUUACGUAGUCUUCGUUGCUUAAUUAUAUCCCAUUUGUUUGUUUGUUGGGUUUUUUGGGUCAUAUAUUUUAUUGUUGUUCCCUGUGACGGUUGAUGAGUUAACCACCUUUCCUGUUGGAGCUGUUUCAAGUUCCAAUCGAGAAGAUGGGGUUCGAUGAAAACAAAGAAACUGGAGAGAAAAGUGGGGCAACGGAUCAUGCAAAUGAAGAACAUUAUAAAAGUGAUGGCGAGCCCUUGAGAAGGCACGUGAGUGAUGAGUCCUCUAUCCAUGCAACUGAAGAUGAUCAUGAGGAGGAUGAAGUUGGAUCCAAAUUACAAUUGGGUCCUCAGUGCACUCUGAAAGAGCACCUUGAGAAAGAUAAGGACGAUGAGAGUUUAAGGAGAUGGAAGGAGCAACUCCUUGGAAGUGUGGAUGUGAACAAUGUUGCAGAAAUUCUGGACCCUGAAGUGACUAUUACUUGUUUGACUAUCAUCUCUCCUGAUAGAGAUGACAUUGUUCUUCCCAUUCCUGAAAAUGGGACUCCAAAGGGUUUAUGGUUUACUCUUAAAGAAGGUAGUCAUUACCGCUUGAAAUUCACCUUCCAUGUGAGCAAUAAUAUUGUGUCUGGCUUGAAAUACACCAAUACUGUUUGGAAGACAGCGGUCAAAGUGGAUAGCUCAAAAGAGAUGCUUGGAACUUUCAGCCCUCAGGCAGAGCCUUACACACAUGAGAUGCCAGAAGAAACCACACCCUCUGGGCUAUUUGCAAGAGGAUCAUAUUCUGCAAGAUCAAAGUUUCUUGAUGAUGACAACAAAUGCUACUUGGAGAUCAACUAUACUUUUGAUAUUAGGAAGGAAUGGGCUUGAACAAGGAUGGCAAUAUACUCAAUUUGCAUCUGCAUUAGUAAUUCUUAUUCAUUUAGUCAAAUAUUUUUUUUUUAUUUCUAUUGUAUUGACUUGAGAAAUUCAGAUAUAUGGUAGGUACUAAAUUCAUGUAUGUACUAAAACUAUAUAUUUUUUGGUAUUGACUAAAAGAGACAGAGGCAAAAGAGGAUUCUUUUGUAACUUUCCCA